Molecule: messenger RNA, 543 nt
Organism: Dipodomys ordii (Ord's kangaroo rat)
Lineage: Eukaryota; Metazoa; Chordata; Mammalia; Rodentia; Heteromyidae
Product: ral guanine nucleotide dissociation stimulator-like
Exons: 2
Coding region: 1-543 (180 amino acids)
Biological process (GO): Ras protein signal transduction; positive regulation of GTPase activity
Cellular component (GO): plasma membrane
Molecular function (GO): guanyl-nucleotide exchange factor activity
Source: RefSeq, a predicted model, not a curated record
AUGGUGAUCUGCCCUGUGCUGCUGAGCAAGAGCCUGCUCGACCCACCAGCUAGUGAGGCAGACAGGCCUGCGGAAACAGACCCAGCUCCCUGGGAGUGCGUGGAGAUGGAGGAUGUGCAGAUUUCCUCCAGGGGGCCAUCCCAGAUUUGCAUGAUGGAGUUAGACAGUGAUGAGGAGACAGCUGGAGUGCUAGAUUGGCUGCCCAAAGAGAAGGCAGAUCAGUUCUCCAUCAUGGCCGUCAAACUGUUCAAAAGGCUCAUCCCAUAUCACUGUUUGAAUUACGUAUAUUCCCAACCUGACCAGAAGGAGUGUCUGGAGCGCCUGGCACCCACUCUGCUUCCCAUCCUGGAGCAUUGUGAGCAGGUCUCCAGUUGUCUGAUCACCACGUGCCUCGGGGAGCACAGCACAGAGGCAGCAGAGAGGGCCCAGGUGUUGGAGCACUGGAUAGACGUAGCUUUGGUAUGCGCAGGAGGCGGCCCCGUACCCUUCUGCCCUUUCCCACACUCACCAGGUGCUGCCUGCCCACUCACAGCCACUGCCUGA